AAGCUGCUUUAUUAUCUAUCUAUCAUCUCGUUGGGGGACCGAGUGAGAUAUAUAAGGCAUGGCCAAGUGUCUCGUGGCCGCUCUGGCGCUACUACUCGUAGCCAACUGCGCUCUUUUCCUCCCUUCGCUCGCUUGCCCGUACUGCCCGACCCCAACAACUCCGCCGCCGCCAGCACCCAAGGUACUACCGCCGCCAACAGUACCCAAGCUGCCGCCGCCAACACCGAAGUUGCCGCCGCCGUCACCCAAGCUGCCGCCGCCGUCACCGAAGCAGCCGCCGUCGGCCGGGGCGUGCCCCAUCAACGCACUGAAGCUGGACGCGUGCGUGAACUUGUUGGGCGGGCUGGUGCACGCUGUCAUCGGGCAAAACGAGAAGAGCACGUGCUGCCCGGUGAUUUCGGGGCUCGCCGACCUGGACGCGGCGCUCUGCUUCUGCACCAUCAUCAAGGCCAAGGCGCUCAACAUCAACGUGUUGCUUCCCAUCGCCAUCGAGCUCCUCGUUGACUGUGGAAAGCACGUGCCCUCAGACUACAAAUGCCCUGCUUAACCUACUCAUCUGUCGAUCUCCGACAGUGUUAAGCUUGUUGUAUCAAUCAAUAUGUGUGUGGUCGAUUAAUAUCGUGUGUAAGAUCCUUAAUAAGUGUAGCCUGGCUAUCACAAAUGUGGCACAUAUAUAUAGUUGCUAUAUAUGGUUAAAUGUCGUACGUUGAAAUA
This is a messenger RNA of Zingiber officinale, 714 nucleotides long. RefSeq names its product 36.4 kDa proline-rich protein-like. The coding region runs from base 59 to 547 and encodes 162 amino acids. The transcript has a single exon. Lineage: Eukaryota; Viridiplantae; Streptophyta; Magnoliopsida; Zingiberales; Zingiberaceae. The record is from RefSeq and is a predicted model, not a curated record.